AUGGAGAACAUCAAGUGCAUCUAUUAUGUUGCAGUGUUGUUUGUUCACCAUUUCAUGUCUAGCUUAGCUAUGCCUGCCAAAAACUUAACAACCGAUCAAUCUGCUCUUCUUCAAUUCAAAGCACAUAUCACUUCCGAUCCUCGCCGUGUCUUGGCAAAUAAUUGGUCCAUUCCUAAUCCAGUUUGCCGAUGGGUUGGAAUUUCUUGUGAUAGUCGCCAUGGAAGAGUCACAACCUUGAAUCUUUCAUCAAUGGAUCUUGGAGGCAACAUUCCUCCACACCUUGGUAAUCUCUCAUUCCUAGUGAAUCUUGAUCUUGGCGACAAUAAUUUUCAUGGCCAUCUGCCAAAUGAACUGGGACAAUUACGCCGAUUGAGAAGUUUUUCUAUCGGUGAAAUUCCACGGGAGAUUGACAACUUGCAAAGUCUACAGUUUCUAGCUCUCGGUUCCAAUAGUUUAACUGCUGGUCUCCUCCCGUCAAGCAUCUUCAAUAUUUCUUCUUUGGAGUUAAUUUCUCUUCGCAACAGUGGCCUAUUCGGUAGUUUUCCAGCGGAUAUCUGCAAUCAUCUUCCAGCACUUCUGGAACUUGAACUUUCUCGUAAUAUGAUCAGCGGCACUAUUCCAAAGAAUAUCAACAACUGUACUUCUCUAGAAUUUUUAUAUAUGGACGAAAAUCGCCUGACAGGUGAAAUUCCAGACGAGAUUGGGAAUUUGCAGAGUCUACGAGACUUGGCCCUAGGUUCCAAUGGCUUAACUGAAUGGAGCUUUCUCUCUUCUCUGACAAAUUGCAGAGAACUAGAAACUCUUUUGUUAGAUCCUAAUCCAUUGUAUGGUGUCCUUCCACUUUCAAUUGGGAAUAUAUCUGCAAAUCUUCAAACUUUUAGUGCAAGUAAUUGCAAGAUCAAGGGCAGCAUUCCCGAAGAAAUUGACCAACAAAAUUCAAAUGCCAGAGUUCUAGAUUUAUCAAAGAAUCAAUUAGCAGGCAAUAUUCCUGUCACUCUUGGGCACAUUGAAACUCUAGAAACUCUAUCUUUGGCUGACAAUAAAUUUGAAGGGCCUAUCCCUUCCACAUUUGGCACUUUGAUAAGCUUGGUAUCACUGGAUCUCUCGAACAACAGUCUCUCGGGUGAAAUUCCUAAGUCAUUGGAGUCGCUCUCAUAUCUUAAAAACUUUAACGUGUCUCUUAAUAGGUGUCGGUACAGAAGAAAAAAUUCUCCAAUUGAUGAAGUUGAUUUGUUGCCUUUAGCAAAAUGGAGAAGAACAUCAUAUCUAGAAAUUCGACAAGCAACUGAUGAUUUUAGCGAGUGCAACUUGCUUGGUACAGGUAGUUUUGGCUCAGUAUUUAAAGGGAUACUUUUAGAUGGGACUAAUGUUGCGAUAAAGGUCUUUAAUUUGCAAGUAGAGCGAGUACUUAGAAGCUUUGACACCGAAUGUGAAGUGUUGCGCAACAUUCGUCAUCGGAAUCUCAUAAAAAUCCUGAGUAGUUGUAGUAAUAUUGAUUUUAAGGCCCUGAUACUUGAAUUUAUGCCGAAUGGUAGCCUUGAGAAGUGGUUGUAUUCUCACAACUAUUUUCUAGAUAUGCUACAAAGGUUGAAUAUAAUGAUAGAUGUUGCAGCUGCUCUUGAGUACCUCCAUCACGGUUAUUCAACACCUAUCAUCCACUGUGAUUUGAAGCCUAACAAUAUCUUACUGGAUGAAGAUAUGGUUGCACAUGUGAGUGAUUUUGGUAUUGCAAAACUUAUGAAUGAUGGAGACUCUAAGACACGAACCACAACGCUAGCCACUAUUGGGUAUAUGGCACCAGACCAUAAUCCUUUUGAUGCCAAAGCGAAUUGCAUGUUAGGUAUUAUGGAUUUGGCUUUGAAUUGUUCCGUGGAGUCACCUGAACAGAGGAUCAAUAUGAAAGAUGCAUUAGCAAAACUCAAGAAGAUCAAAUUGCAGUUUCAGAAAGCUGUUGGGACACCUAAAUAA
This is a messenger RNA of Pistacia vera, 1968 nucleotides long. RefSeq names its product putative receptor-like protein kinase At3g47110. Gene Ontology annotation, biological process: protein phosphorylation. Lineage: Eukaryota; Viridiplantae; Streptophyta; Magnoliopsida; Sapindales; Anacardiaceae. The record is from RefSeq and is a predicted model, not a curated record. The transcript has 8 exons. Bases 1 to 1968 code for a protein of 655 amino acids. Gene Ontology annotation, molecular function: ATP binding; protein kinase activity; protein binding.